AGAACUGAUUCUAGAAAAAUGGCUCUAAGCUUUGUCCAGAAACGUUUCAUGUCCAGCGGAUUACAAAAAUGGGCAUACAAUUUGGCUGGUUUCAACAGGUAUGGUCUCUGGAGAGACGAUCUUCUCCAUGAAGAUUCUGAUGUUGCAGAAGCCCUUAAACGUGUACCACAGAAAACAAUUGAUGAAAGAAACUACCGCAUACUUAGGGCCACCCAACUUUCCCUUUCUCAUAGUAUUUUACCCAAAGAACAGUGGACAAAACUGGAAGAUGAUAAACUAUACCUGACUCCAUUGGUCAACCAAGUGAUUAAAGAAAGAAAAGAACGUGAAGAAUGGAACAAAAAUUAUUAAAUAUUUAGUGAACUGUAGUAAUUUGUACAAUAUUUAUGUAAGUUAUGUGUUAAAUAAAAUUUAAUCCUG
Messenger RNA from Diabrotica balteata, 420 nucleotides. Lineage: Eukaryota; Metazoa; Arthropoda; Insecta; Coleoptera; Chrysomelidae. The record is from the annotation of a GenBank genome assembly.